AUGGUCAGCGUCACAGAAUUCUUCAAGCCCAAGGCGGCGAAGAGUCCUCGCUUUGCACACUUGACCAACAACACCAACCCGGUAUGGUACAAAGACGCCGGUCUUCGAAAGAAUGUGUAUCACUGCGUUGGUCUUUACCUCUGCGUCUUCUACUUGGGAUACGAUGCCUCUCUCAUGAACGGUCUCCAAGCGAUUCCUGAAUGGGAAAAAUAUUUCAACAACCCGUCAGGGGCCAUUCUCGGUUUCAUCUCUGCCAGUUUGUUCCUCCCAGCAAUCUUCACCCCAUUCGCCGCUUCUUGGAUCAACGGCCGAUGGGGUCGAAAGGUGUGUCUUGGCGUAGGGUCACUUCUUCUUAUCCUCGGUGCCUUCCUGAAUGCCUUUGCUACCAACAUUGGAACAUUCAUCGGCGGCCGAGUAAUCAUCGGUGCCGCUGGUCCCUUUGGAAAGAUUACGGGUAUCGCUCUCCUCCAAGAGUUGGCUCACCCUCGCCUACGCCCGUACGUUGCUACAGCCUACUACAGUAACUACUACUUUGGCCAGAUUGCUGCCUCCUGGUUCUGCUUCGGCGUACUGUCUUGGACAUCUUCAGAUUGGCGAUGGCGCGUGCCUUGCCUUUUCCAGGCUGUGGCACCUCUCUUGGUCAUUAUCCAUCUUUUCUUCAUGCCCGAAAGCCCCCGGUGGCUAGUCGAUCACGACCGAACCGAAGAGGCCCUCAAAAUCCUCGCAGACGAGCACGCCAACGGUGACUUGAACGACGAGCUUGUCAGGUUCGAAUACGAAGAGAUCUGCCAAGCACUCCAGGCCGAGAAAGACAAUAAGAAUAGCAAGUACUCUGACUUGGUCAAGACACCUGGUAACAGGCGACGACUCCUCGUCCUCGUCGCCAUGGGUACUGGUUCUAACUGGGUCGGCAAUGUCAUCAUCGCUUACUACCUGUCUCCUGCUCUCAAGCUCGUCGGCAUCAAAAAGGCAGACCAGAUUGCUGGAAUCAAUGGAGGUCUUGCCAUCUGGUCUUUGAUUUGGGCAUACAUAGGUGCUAUGAGUGCCGAACGAGUUGGUCGCCGAUUUCUUUGGCUUGCAGGCACUAUUGGCAUGCUCGUUUCGUACGUCAUCAUCACUGGGCUGAGCGGUUCAUUUGCCAACAGUCCCUCACACGGCGUGGGACUUGCGGUGGUCCUAAUGAUGUUCGUCUACAAGACAUUCUACUGCAUGAGUUGGUCACCAUUGCCCUUUGCCUACGGUGCUGAGAUUAUGCCCUACCAUCUGAGACUCAAGGGAUUGAGUAUCAUGCUGAGUGUGCAGAGUGUGGCCUUGACCUUCAACCAAUGGGUCAAUCCAGUGGCAAUGGAAGCCAUCGGUUGGAAAUACUAUCUUAUGUACAUUGCCUUGAUCGCCUUCUACCUUGUUCUUAUUAUUUUCUUCUUCCCAGAGACAAGGAACAUGACCAUCGAAGCAGUAUCAGUUCUCUUUGACACCGGCCGAAAAGGCGAUGCCGAAGAAGCGUCCCGAAAGCUCAACCAUGACAUCAUGGGCAAAGAUGAUGAUGCGGUUGUCCAUGUCCAUGUUGAUGAUGUUAGAAAAUAG
Molecule: messenger RNA, 1584 nt
Organism: Clonostachys rhizophaga
Lineage: Eukaryota; Fungi; Ascomycota; Sordariomycetes; Hypocreales; Bionectriaceae
Source: the annotation of a GenBank genome assembly